CCUGCUGAUACAGCGGGUGUGGUCUGUGUCGCUGGCGAUUGUGGUGCCGUGAGUCAGACUGGCAUGCAGCAAUUGAAAAUCGGGACUAGUGCGUAAAAUUACCCUAAAACGGUUUUCCACAAUGUCGUGGUACAGAAACUCGAUCUUUGUACUGAAAGGUCUGAAGGAGUACACGAAAGGUGGCUAUGUCAGUGCUAGUAAGUGCUUUGCUGCGAAGGACCUGGAUGUUGACUGUAAUGGCAAGUCGUUCAUGAUAACUGGUGCCAACAGUGGAAUAGGUAAGGCACUUGCGGUUGCCAUUGCCAAGCUUGGGGGAACCAUACACAUGGUCUGCAGAAACCCCACAUAUGCUGAAGAGGCCAUGAAGGAAAUCAGAGAUGAGACUGGAAAUCCAAAUAUUCAUGUCCACAUUCUGGACAUGUCCCAACCAAAGAACAUUGCAAAAUUUGCAGAGAAGUUCAUGGAUGAGCAUGAAUCCUUGAAUGUUUUGGUCAACAAUGCAGGGUGCAUGGUCAAUGAGAGGCGCACAACAGAUGAUGGGUUGGAGAUGAAUUUUGCAACAAACACCUUGGGAGUGCACAUGCUGACAAAGAGCUUGCUGCCACUUCUGAAGAGAUCUGAUCAGCCACGUGUCAUCAUGGUGGCUUCUGCUGGAAUGCUUACCCAGAAGCUGAACCUGGCAGACCUUCAGUCAGAGAAGAUGAAGACUUAUGAUGGAACCAUGGUGUACGCUCAAAACAAGCGACAGCAGGUCAUCAUGACUGAGCAGUAUGCUGCAGAGCAUCCUGAGGUCAAGUUCUUUUCAAUGCACCCUGGAUGGGCAGACACUCCAGCAGUGAAGACAUCAAUGCCAGAUUUUUAUAACCGGAUGCAGGGCAAGUUCCGCACCCCGGAAGAGGGAGCCGACACAGCGCUAUGGCUUGCUGUUUCAGAUGCUGCCAAAAGCCAGCCAAGUGGGGAGUUCUAUCAGGACAGGAGGGUGGUGCCCAAGCAUCUUCCUCUUGCAUGGACCCACAGCUCAACUGAAGAGCAUGACAAGCUGAUGGCAGUGCUAGAUGAUUAUUUUGCUCAGUUCAGUCAGUGAGGAUUGGUGCUAGAGGUGGGUGGGGUAGCUAUCAAAAUCAAGACUGCUGAUGCAUACCUUUUCCCAAGUACAAUUGCAAUGUUCAAAACCAUGAACGAUUCUAAGCAUUUAAUAACAGAAGAAGCAAUGGACUUGCAGUGACAGGCUUCCAUCAGGAUAUUCCAAUGCUCUUGUCUAACAACGUAACAUACAAUGUGCUUGUUGUAAGGUCUUGGAUUGCGGAUGGGUUUCACCACAAGAUUGUGGUUGUAAUAUUCAUGGGAAAAAUAAUUGGGUUUUCAUUUAGGCAUUGUAAGCAUUCAUGCAGUUUUCUUGUAGGUCCUUUCAAGCAUAAUUUUAGGUGUACCCUUUGUGCUGAACUUUGAAAUUGAACAGCACAUGCCUAUCUAUUCAUGCUAGCUCAGUUUUGUCAUACAUGUAUAUAUAUAUAUAUAUAUAUAUAUAUAUAUAUAUAUAUAUAUAUAUAUAUAUAUAUAAUGGAGUUAUCCAUAAAUUUUGCCAUCCAUGAGAGCAAACAUAAGUUUAGAAAAGGGGAGAGCUCUGGACUUGAAUGACAUUGACAAUGAGAUUGGUUGAAAUAUGUAAUAUAUGCUAUGGGCAUUCUAUUAUCCACCAAUUUGAUUGCAAGAAGAUACAUAUGAUAGGUGCCAUGGUUUUGCUAGCAGGUUAUCUAAACAUGUGCUUGGUGUGAACAACUGGAAUGUGCACAGAUUUUAGGUGCCUAAGAUGGCACCAACUCAGUACUCCAUGGUUUUGGAACACUCAGUUAAUGCUUACCUGUAAUUUUGCAUGUCAGUGGGAUAAUUAUAUGUGGGAUGAUGCAAGCCAAGCACAAUGUAGGAGUCUGUGUAGAUGUUCCAGAUACUGAUGACAUUUUUAACUUGAUGUACACAAUUUUGGGGUCUUGUCCUGCAUAGUAUUAUGAUGUGUUCAUGUCUGUGUAUAGACUUAUGGUAUUCCUGAUUUAUGUUGUUUCUUUACAAGUGUACAGUGGGUCCCUGGUAGUAGAAAUGUGUGAUUAUGAUUGAAGUUUGUUAUGUGUAGGGGGCUCAUCACUGUAUGCACCAAUAACAAAUUGUUGUCAGUUUCAGUUGUUCCUCCUUUCAUCUGGCUUUGAUGUUUUGCAGUGGUGACCCAUUUAAGGUAUGAUUGCUUUAGGUUGUGAUGAGGUCUUGUCAUACACUGCUAAAAAACAGCCUGUUUUGUGAAAGUGUCAGAUAGAGGUGUUGAGCUAUAUUCAGUCUCCAGGUGUGCAAUGCCACCAGGUUUUGUAACAUUUACAUGUACACAGUGGUUACAUGUCAACAUGCCUGUUACUGCUUUACAUGUGUAUCUGCUGAUUGGCCUCUCCAUGAAUAAAUCAUGUGGCUUUGAAUGUU
Molecule: messenger RNA, 2463 nt
Organism: Pollicipes pollicipes
Lineage: Eukaryota; Metazoa; Arthropoda; Thecostraca; Pollicipedomorpha; Pollicipedidae
Product: dehydrogenase/reductase SDR family member 12
Exons: 1
Coding region: 122-1084 (320 amino acids)
Source: RefSeq, a predicted model, not a curated record